Molecule: messenger RNA, 3603 nt
Organism: Rotaria sp. Silwood2
Lineage: Eukaryota; Metazoa; Rotifera; Eurotatoria; Philodinida; Philodinidae
Source: the annotation of a GenBank genome assembly
AUGGAACCAACAUUAUGUUUUCAUUUAUGUGAAACACCAACUAUUUAUAUACAAGACAAAAUAUGCCGAUGUUCAGGUGGUGGUCUUAUGGAUCAUAGUCGACAGAGAGAUAAAUUUUGUACAAUAUUAUGUCCAGCACCAGGGAAUCGUCAAGCUCAAACAGAUUAUACAUGUGGUGGUAAAGAAACCUAUUCAGCUUAUGCUGAAGAUCAAUUUUAUACUCGACAUGCUCAUUUAUUUGAGUAUCGGAUUCAAUUUACAUCAUGUCAAUUAUGGAAUACUUCUGGUUAUUAUGAUACAUUACAAGUUAAAAUUGAUGAAUCAUCUGUUAAAUCAUCAUUGACUAAAUUGGAACGAUGUGCUGGUGCAUGUUUUGAUAAAAAUGCGACAACAAAAUCAAUAGCUUUCAACAGUGACAAUAAUGAAUGUUUAUGCAUAAUGCCGCAGAAAUUAAAUGUAAAAUCUGAUCGUGCACUUUAUUUAACAAUUUUACCAAAUAACAGUUGUAAUCGUUAUUGUGAUAACACAUUGGGUGAUUCAAACAUCGAACAUAAAUUCAAAUGUGGUUCGUUGAAUGAUUCACAUAUAUGGGCUGUAUAUGAACUAACUGAUUUAUGUCCAACUGAUUUUGUUUACAUAAAAGAAUUAAAAGAAUGUAUGUCUACUCAUAGAGGACUUUGGGACCCAUGUCCAUCGUCAUCAAUAGAGUUUGUUUAUGAUGGAAAUAUAACAUGGCAUAAUUUUCUUAAAAUUAUUGAAAAGUUAAACUUAACUAAAUCGACUGUUUCAAUAGAUUUUGAUGAUGAUGUUACUAUUGAUCCUUCAUGGAAAUGUCCAACAACAAAUUCAAAUCCUUCUGAUAGAAGAUAUUCCACUUCGGGUUUUAAUACACAAUAUUUAUUGGAUAAUGGCUGUUUACGUGUAGAUUCAUAUUUAGGACCUUUGUAUAGAUUAUCAUAUCGUUUGUGUAUAACAUAUUCAACAAGUAAGAAUUCGUUAUUGGAUGACCUUGGAAUUUAUUCAACUUAUACAUCUCCUAUUAAUCAAAUGCUGUAUGAUUGUCCAGCGAAUUGGCUUGAUAUAAAUAAGCAUUGUUAUCGAAUAUCAGAUGAACGUAAAACAAUACAAGAAGCAAGAAAUAGUUGUAUAACUGUAUCCAAGGCUGAACAAAGUAAAAAACAUGAAGAGAUUAUAGCAUAUAUUAGUGAUAGUGAUGAUCAGAAUGAUGAUGAUAAAAAAAAGGAAAGGGAUGAUAAAAUAAAGGAUUAUAUUGGUGGCUUACUUAAAGGCGACAUCGUUCAAUUUACAUCACAAUGGCAAGGUCGUCUUGGCUUUUUCCUGCUUGACACAAAUAUAUCAAGUGAUGAAUUAAUAAAUGAAGAUGAUACAAAUAUACCAUCAUUAGGGUCCAAUAUUGAUAUCAAUCGUUCAUCUGUGAAUGAAUUUCAAUUGAUUGAUUUGAAUGAAAUUAAGAAUUCAACUAGAAAAAAUGAUUCAUGUUUAGUUUUCACACGUUCAGUGAUUGACGAUGAAGGAAGUUUUAUUUUAAAAAAUACUCAAAUCAAUAAUUGUUCGAAACCAAGACAUGUUUUAUGUACAACAAAACCAAUAAUAACUCAUCACUCUGAAAAAGGUUGUUUUCAUAAACCAUUAACACUUGGUGUACCAGCCAUGAUAUCAAAUCAUUUAACAUAUGAAUUAUGUUUAUCUGUUUGUAAAGGAUUAAAAACAAAUUUAGCUGUUCUUCAUGUAAAUAAAUGUUAUUGCUUCAAUGCUGCUUAUACAUGGAUAGCUGAAACCUCACGAAACAAUUCAAAACAUAAAAAACAAGAUUGUGGAAAUCCAUGUCCGGGGAAUAAACAUGAACGCUGUGGUGAUGAAAAUACAAUUGUUACCUUUUAUAUCGUUGGUAAUCUAUUUGCAUCUAGAUUCGGCUUGCAAAAUAAACCAGAUAAACCAAAUCCUGAUUUUGUUUUUGAUGACUGUGUAAAUUUAAAUUCUGUAAAUCCAUCAACAAUGUAUCAAUUCAAUUUCAAACGUACCCGUGAUAUUCAUCCGCGUCAUUGUUUAGAAUUAUGUACUAACUAUCAACAGAAAUAUGCUCUUCUUAAUUCAAACAAAUGUUUAUGUACCAAUGUUUCACCGGAAAGGAAACAAUAUGAUCUCUUUGCAUCUCUAGAUUUUAAUUGUACUCGAGAAUGUCCAGCUAAUUAUUUUUAUACAUGUGGAAAUACAAGCAAUUCAUCGAUAUAUUCAAUGUAUGUAAUGGAACGAAACUGUCCCGUUGAUACAAAUAAACGAAGAUGUGUGUAUACAUAUACUUUGACAGAGAAAGAUUCUUUCUCAAAUGCACAAUCAUACUGUAAAUCAAUUGGUAGUAUGCUUGCAAAAAUGAACGAUAUUUUAGGAAUUCAAGAUGUUUUACUUAGUUCAGUUUUCACUUUCCAUAAUACCUUCAGCUAUUCAUCAUAUGAUUAUUCAAGUCCAUUGGAUAGUAAAAAAUAUUUUUGGAUUGAUCGUACAUCUGAUAUCAUAAAUAAUAAUAAAGCAUUAGAUCGUCCUAUUGAACGAUGUUCUCAAACAUCAGAAUCAAUUGAUCGAAAUUGCAUUAUUCUUCGUUAUCAAAAAAUUUUAAUCGAUAAUAUAACAAGUUAUGAACGAUGUUUUACUGAAUCAAAUGAAUGUUCAUCCAAGUCUGCUAUACCAGUUUGUGUUGAUAAACAUUUAGAAUCUAAUUCAACUGUUAUUCCUCCGACUAAUGAUGACAUUUCAUCAAUUAUAUCAGUUGAUACAUCAAUAGAUUAUUCAUGUGGGGAUGAUAAAGAGUAUCAUCUUAUAGAUGAGUAUUGUUAUAAAGUAUACUUUCACGAGACGACUUGGCAGGAUGCAAAAGCUGAAUGUGAACAUGAUAAUGCUAUGUUAUUCAUACCUGGAAAAAUUAUGACAUUGGAAAUGAUAAAAUCGUUAUUUUUACGUCGACGUAGUUACUCAUCAUCUGGUGUUGCACAUGUUGGUCUCGUUUAUAAUAAUCAAAAUCGUACUAUUAUACAAUAUAACAUAAAGGAUGAAACCGUUUUAGGAAAUGUAUCAGAUCCCGAUUCUUUUUACUAUGAAUGUGAAACAACAUUUCGUAGACGUUAUGAAACAUUAUUGUUAUCAUUGCUUUUAUCAACAAAGGAAAAGGAUAAAUUAAAAUCUCAGCAAGUUGGUUGUGGAUAUGUUGAUUUUCGAUCUGAUACGAGGCUUUUUAUUUCAUGUGAUGAAAUACCUUGUGAUCGACUAGCAACUGUUAUAUGUCAAAAGUUACCGACUAGAAAAACACGUGCCGUUAUAGCAAAACGUGGUUAUGUCAACGAAUCGGUAGAUGAUGAAUCAAGUGGUUCAUUAACUGAUGAUGAAUCAAAUUAUCAAAAAUCAAAAAAAUCUAUCGGCAGAGAUUUUGCACCAAUUUUCUUCGUUUUCGGCUUUGUAUUCCUUCUUAUACUUCUUGUAUUUAUAGGUAUAUUACGCAAUCAAUAUUUUAAGCGAAAAAAUAAUAAUCGACAGCAAAAUGAAUCUAUUUAUACUCAAUUGUCAAUGGCAAAUGAAUCUGAUUUAAAUUGA